AAGCUGGAACCAUCACCGAGGAACUUCUGGAGGCGAGAAACUGAAUAGCGGGAGACAUUCAGAAAACAAUACAGGAUUAUGGAAAAAAACACAGCAUUUGAGGACAGCAAGAUGACCAUCAAUAUUCUCUUGAUUGGAAGGACACAGAGUGGCAAAAGUGCUGCAGGAAACACUCUUCUGGGUAGUAUAGACUUCACCAGCAGUCUAUCUCCAUGCUCUGUGACCACGUCUUGCAACUUAGGAUGCAGCCGUUACAUUUUGGGCUUUGGACGCCGGUGUGGUCGUGAAUUAGCACUGCAGGCACGCGUGCUGGACACUCCUGGAUAUCCUCACAGCAGCCUGAACAAAGAACAGGUCCAACAAGAAGUUAAAACGGCUUUAGUUCAGCAUUUUGGAGAGAAGGGUCUGCACUUGGCACUUUUGGUCCUGAGAGCAGACAGCCCCCUAUGUGAAGAGGAAGAUCAUCCCACAACCCAGUUAGCCCAGGAACUCCUGGGUCCUAACUGGAAGAAUUACACCGCCAUCUUAUUUACUCAUGCUGAUCAGAUUGACAAAGCUGGUUUAAGUAGAGAAGAAUAUUUGCACACUGCUUCUGCCACAUUGAAUCAACUCAUGGAGUCAGUACAGCAAAAAUACAUUUUUGUUGACAACCAUGCAGUCACAUUAAAUCAGGAAAAUUUAACAGUUCUAAAAAAAAUUAUGUCAUUUCUAAGACAAAAUAGUUAUCAGACAAUUCUGUUCAAAUAA
This is a messenger RNA of Hemicordylus capensis (graceful crag lizard), 747 nucleotides long. It is a transcript of the gene GIMD1, whose product is annotated as GIMAP family P-loop NTPase domain containing 1. The coding region runs from base 79 to 747 and encodes 222 amino acids. Gene Ontology annotation, molecular function: GTP binding. The record is from RefSeq and is a predicted model, not a curated record. NCBI's taxonomy places the organism in Eukaryota, Metazoa, Chordata, Lepidosauria, Squamata, Cordylidae. The transcript has 3 exons.